UCAAAUUUUUCCUCCUAAACUAUCUAUUAUUACACCAUCUCUUAUUCAACUUGAUGUAUUAUUUCAAUAGUAAUCGGCUCUCUUAAGCUGCUUUAAGUUGAUUAUGGUAACAUCUUCGUUGAUUAUUAUGUUUUACCUAGUUUAGAUGAAUUUGUCCACAGAUCUCAUGAAAUAAAUCGUGAUAUAGUGAUACACCGUUUUGAGUGAAUAAUAUGCGAGUAUAGUGAAUUUAGGAAUAGUUGUUCUUGUCCAACAUAAACGCACCUAGUACCAGAAACAUGGGUGAAUAAUACGUAAAGUAGACAUGAAUACAUGCUUAUUGAAUAACCAGAAAAUGCAUUGGUUUCUUUAUGUAAUUUAUCUUUUUAUUAUCAUGUAUGAUUUAUUUGUAUAUUAAAGAGAACUUAUAUGACCCUGCUGUAAAUAAUAUUUGUUAACAAAAAAGCAUCUUUAUUUGUAUUAUCUUCACAGUCCUCCCGGAAAUAAAUAAAUUUUGAAAUGGUUGCAUUGAUUUAGAUUAUCUGUUCUUAGGAAAAUAAAUAAAUGUCCUCAUUGCCACCACUGUUUCAUUUUGUCACAAUUAAAUAGGAUAUGUUAUGCAAGCAUCAUAUACUAUCGAUGCUUAAGAAUAAGAAUGGAAGUGUUGGAGCGGAGAUCCCAACAAUAGAUCUUAUUAUAAAAUGAUGUACAUCGGAUAUGGGUGUGGACAGGUAUGGAUGAAGUGACCAGGUUGAAGAGUUACAACUUAACAUGGCAAGUUUAAAGAAGCAAAAUUUGUAAUAGUUUGCAUUCUCCAUGAGCAAGUGAAGGAAAAAAGAUCCACAGAUUUAAAAUGUUCAAAACUACAAGUGAAAGCAUGGACAAGCCAUUAUGCACAACAUUAUUUGUGCAAAUGUGGCAGUCUCAUCACAGAUCUAUAGUUAAAAUAGUAGUGUAAUUGUAAAUGGUAUAGAAUGCAGAAAACACAAUCCAUAAAGUGGACGAUUGCAGACUAAAUUACUAAACUUAUUUCGUGACGUGAACUCUAUGUUUGUUACGCUAAAGACAAAACCGAAUAAACAACGCAAAAGCUACCAAAACUGAUUACAUACUUUUUCGUGAGAAAACGGAAAAGUUUGUUGUAGCCCACAGAUCAUUCCCCCACACGGUGGGUGCAAACCAGGAUUAUUUCACGUAUAAAAUCCCCUCUAAGAGCAAGAGAGGAAGUGGUAAGAGUGACUAAUCUUGAUACAAGAAAAUCCUUGUAUUUUAGUUUCCUUCGUUAAAUGGAAAAGAUUACAUCCCCCCUCUACAUGGCCCCCUCCACCUUCUCCUCCUCCUCCUCCUCCUCCUCCAAGUCUUUGCAUUUGUCUCGUUCUCCGGCGAGAGGGAGAAGAGGUGGUACUAAGGUGGUGCAGGAGGCAAAGCACGAACCCAUGGCAAUUGUGGGGCAGUUGGUGCGAAAUAUCUUCAACUCAGAUCUACGGGAGAAAGCCCUCCUUGAGCUCUCCAAGAAGACAGAGACGGUUGAGGAUCUGGCUCUGCUGUUGUGGCACUCGAGAGGCAUAAUUUCCGAGCUGCUCCGGGAGAUUGUAGAAAUCUACCCUGCUCUUUCAUCCCCAAAUUUAAUGCAGGCUGCAUCGAAUCGAGUCUGCUAUGCACUCACACUUUUUCAGUGUGUUGCAUCACACCCUGAGACUAGGACUCUGUUUGUAAAUGCUUGUAUUCCGCAGUACUUAUACCCAUUUCUGCAAACCGUCGACAAGUCCAAGCCUUUUGAGUACUUGCGGCUUGCCACUUUGGCCGUAAUUGGUGCUCUUGUUAAGGAUAAGGAUGCCGAAGUUAUCAAUUUUCUGCUGGGAUCAGGAGUCAUUUCUUUGUGCUUCAAUAUCAUGGAGAUAGGCGACGAGCUUUCAAAAACUGCGGCUACUUUCAUUGUUGAAAAGGUUCUGCUCGAAGAUGUUGGGCUGGACUAUUUUUGUGAGACUCCUAAGCGUUUCUUUGACAUGGGUUGGGCUUUAGCAAACAUGGUUGAAUCACUGACUGACCGCCCUUCCACGAAGUUACUGAAGCACAUUAUCAGUUGUUACCUCAGGCUGACGGAGAUUCCUAGUGCCAAUGCCCGUGGAACGCUGCAUGGUUUCAUUCCUCCCGUGCUGAGGGACCGGACGUUUGAUAACUGUCUCAAGGAUGAACCUGAAACACGGCAGCGUCUCAAACGACUGCUGGAAAUUGUCCCGAAAGAUAACGGGCCAGAGAAAUUGAGUGAUCUCGUCGCCGCUGCAAUUCGCCACAAGCGACGCUCCAUCUAAUUGUGAAUUGCACAAUGUGCUGCAGUUUCCAUUCAGAAAACAAAAAAAACUGUUUGUUGUAAUAACAAGUCUUCUGCUGGCUUUCGGCAUCCUGAAUCAUUUAGAAACUUGUAAUAAACCGGGGAAGAAACUAUGGUUCUUCUCUUCUGUUGCAUCUGGUUGCUAUUUAAACAGCUUCAUCGUGAUUCCGUGUGGACUAAUACCUGAGAGUUUGCUGUAUUACUGUUACAAUUAUGGUGCUAGCACACAUGAAUUUGCUCAGUCAUGCAUGGUCAUGGAGAUUGUUC
Molecule: messenger RNA, 2578 nt
Organism: Brachypodium distachyon (stiff brome)
Lineage: Eukaryota; Viridiplantae; Streptophyta; Magnoliopsida; Poales; Poaceae
Product: cell differentiation protein rcd1
Exons: 9
Coding region: 1266-2291 (341 amino acids)
Biological process (GO): negative regulation of translation; mRNA catabolic process
Cellular component (GO): P-body; CCR4-NOT complex; CCR4-NOT core complex
Source: RefSeq, a predicted model, not a curated record